Messenger RNA from Sinocyclocheilus grahami, 1795 nucleotides. Its product is annotated as translin-associated factor X-interacting protein 1-like. Lineage: Eukaryota; Metazoa; Chordata; Actinopteri; Cypriniformes; Cyprinidae. The record is from RefSeq and is a predicted model, not a curated record. Gene Ontology annotation, cellular component: cytoplasm.
AUGUCGCUGAAAGAACUACAGUUGCCACCGCUUUUACACUCUGAAAGGCAACAGAGGAGGCAGAGACACAAUUCUAGCAGGAUAUCUAAGUCAAAGUUGAUAAAAACCAAUGCGUGGGAAACCUCUGGUAACCUUUCAUCCCGGCCUGCUGAAGUUCCCAAUCAAAUUGUCCAAAAGCCCAGAGAAAUAAAACAUCAUGGCCAUGGAUCUCUUUCCAAGCCUUGUUUCUUGGAGCAACUGGAGUCUCACCUGAAGAGAGAAUUAGAAGCUUUAGACACACAUGGCCUCAAAGUCCAAGAGCUCAGACUGCAGGUUUUCCAGGAGGUGUUUGGCUAUUUAAUCGAAGAAUUUAAAACCUAUAAGCCUAUUUUGUCUGCCAUCAAAAAUGAGUAUGACGUCACAUUAGCGCAUCUUCGUGAACAGAUCAGGGAUCUGCUACCACUGCGGGGGAAGCUGGUGCUUGUGUCGGAACAGUGUGAAAAGAAGAUUCUUGAUCAGAGAGUACAGGAAAGAGAUGAGAUCCGAGCUCUGAAGCAAGAGUGUCAGCGUCUGCAGCGUGUCAUUGAGAGUAUGAGAGGACAACAGACUGCUCUGCAGAUUCAGGUUGAUCAUCUAAAAGAGGAUCUGGCCACCCAAUAUCAGCUAUACAGAGAUGAACGUGAUGCAAGAAAACUGGUCAUCACCAGAAUCAGCACAAUGCAGUCUACCCAAGAUACUGAACAUGAUGAUAAUAAUGAAGAGGAUGAAUCUGAGGAUCCUGUGGUGGUGAAAAUGGCUUUGCAGGUGUGUAAAGAGGAUCUCACCAAAAGUCAAGUUGAGCUUAACCACCUGCAAGCCGAAUACAGUGAUGUGGUCCCACGAAGAGACUGGGAUAACCUGAAUCAUAUGCAUGAGGAGACUUUAAUGAAGCUGGAAACCUUACAGGCAGACUUUGACCCGUUAAAGUCCGAGUAUGACACACUGCUUGAGGUUCAUCGUCAGUCAACACCUGCUGUGUUACACUCCAAUCAGUCUGUGCUGCAACAUGGCUCAGAUAACAAACACAUUGUUGCAACUCCCAGACCAAACUGGGAACAAUGUUCAGGAGGCAGUGAGCGAUAUUUUGUGGCACACUUGCUCAAGGUUUUAAUUCAAAGUGACACAACACAAUGCGGAUCACUAACUGUCUUAGAAUUUAGUGAGGCAUUGAAGAAGGCUUUCCCUCUGAAGUCAGAUCAGGACAUAGAGGAGCUGUUGGGGGUGGCUCAGACAGAGCUGAGGAGUAAUGGAGUGUGCAUUGCUUAUCAGACACUUUAUACAGAGGACACAGAUGGAAGACACAAAGAGUUCCUGAGUCUAGUUAAAAAACAAGCUACUUCUGAGAGACUGCAGUACAUCAGCGAGCUGAGAGUGCAGCUGGAAGGCAAAGAGGAAAUGGAUGCAGAGCACCUCAGGGCUGCCUUCAAGACUAUCGAUCCCUCACUGGAUUCUGAAACUCUGGACUGGAAUAUCAGUGUAGCUUUUCAGACAAAGGAGUGUGAAUUACAAGCCCCAGCUUUGAACACAGAGGUUGUGCUACAGCGUCUCUCUGUGGCUAAUGUAAAAAGGGCAGGGCCAAAGUGAUGACCAUUUGUUACAAGCACAUUUCCAAUCUUUUUAUAGCACACUACACAUAUAAACCAAGCACAGCACUAGGAUAUAGAAACACCUCUGUAUGAAUAGUUUGCAUAUUGUUAUGUAAUUAGAUAAAUCACAUAUCAAGAAUGACACAAUAAUUAAAUAAUUAAAAAAAUUGUUUAAAUAGCCUCAUGUCUCU